AUGUACGCCGCCUCCGCUCUCCGCGCCAGAAUGGCCACCUCUUUCGUCGCCCGUCGUGGCUUUUCCACCACCCGUGCCCAGCUCGGCAGCCCCUACCACUACGCUGAGGGUCCCCGUUCCAACCUUCCCUUCAACCCCCUCACCAAGUACUUCUUCUGGAGAUACUGGGCUUUCAUGAUCACCGGCUUUGGUGCUCCCUUCGGUAUUGCUGUCUGGCAGACCUACAAGACCCGCUAAGCGCCCUAUUGUGCUGUGCAAUAUUCACGCGCAACGGAAAUUGGUGGGAUUCGGGGGAUCAGCGGUCGAGUGUGUAUCCUAGAUCGGAUGUUUUCGGAAAUUUGUAUAAAGUUGAGGAAUUGAGCACGGUAUUGAUUCAGAAUAAUAUCUCUGGCAUCAAUUACAUAGGUUUACGUAGAGAAAUGCUUAGAUUAUAGGUCUCCAGUGUUGCAAGAGGCAUCAUGGAGGUUGUUGGUGCAGUGCCGCGGAUUGUCUGAUACCUUAUUAGAAUAUGGAUGAAGUCAUUGGUCGAAAUCCGUCUAGGAAAGGAAAAUUAAAUUGUCGACGGGAG
Molecule: messenger RNA, 568 nt
Organism: Aspergillus aculeatinus CBS 121060
Lineage: Eukaryota; Fungi; Ascomycota; Eurotiomycetes; Eurotiales; Aspergillaceae
Product: cytochrome c oxidase VIIc family protein
Exons: 3
Coding region: 1-237 (78 amino acids)
Biological process (GO): mitochondrial electron transport, cytochrome c to oxygen
Source: RefSeq, a predicted model, not a curated record